Molecule: messenger RNA, 1083 nt
Organism: Ostrinia nubilalis (European corn borer)
Lineage: Eukaryota; Metazoa; Arthropoda; Insecta; Lepidoptera; Crambidae
Product: mediator of RNA polymerase II transcription subunit 15-like
Exons: 7
Coding region: 1-999 (332 amino acids)
Source: RefSeq, a predicted model, not a curated record
AUGCCGUCUCCACUGUCGGGGCUGGGCGCGCUGGGCGCGUGCGGCGGGCCCUCGCCCUCGGCGCCGCAGACGCAUCUGCAGCACCACGCGCCGCCUCAGAGAGGCGUAGGCAUGGGCAUGGUGGCGUCCCCCUCAUCUUCCCUUAAUACACCCGUAGGGGCAGGCGUGGCUUCCCCAGGGGGGGAGGAAGCAGCUUACCGGGAGAAGGUCAGACAGCUGUCGAAAUACAUCGAGCCGUUGAGGAAGAUGAUACACCGGAUGGCUAGUGAGGGAGAGAAUGUGGAGAAACUGACCAAAAUGAAGAACCUACUGGACAUCCUAUCGAACCCAAACAAGCGGAUGCCACUUGAAACACUAAUCAAAUGCGAGGUGGUGCUAGAGAAACUUGAUUUCAAGCGCAGCGAAGGCGUCGUCGUGGGACUCCCGCCGGGGAAGGAGCAGAUCUUCAAUCCUCUGCUAGAAGUAGUAAACAACUGCCUGUCGUCGCCGCUGGCCAACCACACGCUCAAGCGUACCUUCGGCUCCACGUUAGACGCGCUCAACGGGCCCGAGAUCAGGAAUCUACCACCACCGCUCAAAACGCAAAAAUUAGAAGAGCCAGUCAUGGAUAUACCUGAUGUUCUUCAAGGAGAAAUCGCCAGGCUAGACUCCAGGUUUAAGGUGUCCCUAGACAACAUGCAGUUAUCAGGCGGCAUCGGCGCCAUUUCCCUGGUCGCGCAGUUAGACGACGCGCGUCUGCCGUGCGUGCCGCCGGUGCACGUGUCGGUGCCGCGCGACUACCCGCUGGCCGCGCCGUGCCGGCUACGACUGCGCGGCGCGAAGCCCGACGCGCCCGACUCGUUCCUGGCGCGCGUGGAACGCGCGUGGGAGGCGCGUGUGGCCAGGUUACCGAAGCAAUGCUCCGUGGGACAACUCCUCGACGCGUGGGAGAUGAGUGUGCGUCAAGCGAGCGCGCCCAGCCCUAUCACGUAUACGCCCGUGCCCGCGCUAGGACUUUAAGAAAUGACGCAGCGACAACCCUAGGUAAGCUCAGUAACCUUUGUUGCUGUAGAGUUUCGAUGGAGUUAGCGUAAAAUAGAAAUG